AUGGAACUCAAGUUCCCAUACACCUACAAACAUAUUCACGCCUUCAAAAAAGCAUGGCAUAUUCCCCCAAGGUGGAUCGACAACAACCAGUCACCGCCCGAAAACAUCAUCGAAGCAGUACGAUUAGCAUCAAAAGCCGUCGAGUCUCAUCCCGAGCGCCAUAUUCCGUUCUCAAAUAUUCCCCUCAUGAUGCAUCAAAAAUGGGAUACCACUCAGCUACUUGGCACAAAGGAGAUGAUUCUUUCCUACAUAGAGACAUGGCUGACAGAUGCCAUCUCUCCUCCUCCGGGAUCUAGUGAAAUGGCAUAUUUUCUCUGGGAUAAUGAAGGCGUUUUAACACUGAUGGAAGAGUACGAGAACGAUCUGGUGAGCGAUUUUGUCGAGGUGUUUUCACCUGUAGAAAAGGUGGACAUUUUCCGCAUUGCAGUUUGUAAAUGGUUUGGGGGUAUUUACGGCGACGUCGACACGAAAGCGCUUAAACACCCGUCUCAGUGGAUUCACUCAGCUGAUAUCUCUGAAUGGGCCGAUGGAAUGACUGGGAAGUCAUAUGGCUUAAACGAUACUACGCUGGCGAAUAUAAGCAAAAGCUCUGGGCAACCUCUACCGGUAAACGCAAUUUGGGGGAUUGAAUGCGAUACAGACCCGAACACAAAUGCUCAUUGGCGCAUGGCAUAUACAUAUCCUGUGCAGCUUACAAACUGGGCAUUUGCAUCUGCAUCCAACCAUCCUAUACUGCAUUAUUUCUUGGAUUGUCUGAAGGAGAAAGCUGCCGAAGCUAGAGACAGGGUUCUAAAGCAUCCAGGUACCAGCUUAUCCGAGCUACACUACGAUCCAGUAACGCGCACAGGCCCUGUAGCCGUCACAGAAGCUACUAAUUGGUGGUUGGAAAAGCACGACGACUUGAGAUGGAACGCAUUGACGGGCUUAAAGGACGGUGGGAAGACUAAGCUAGUGGGCGACGUCUUGAUUCUUCCGAUAACAGGAUUCAGCCCAACGGACGAGAAAUACAGCAGAAUGGGAGAGAAAUCUUGGGACGAUCCUGAUGCUCGACUUGCUCACAAAGCUAUGGGCUCAUGGCAUCACACGAAUAUCAUAGUUGAGUAUGGUAAAUUUUGUCGCUCAUUCUUUGGUCUAUGUAAGGAUUGGCAGAAGAUGUGGUAA
Molecule: messenger RNA, 1161 nt
Organism: Trichoderma atroviride IMI 206040
Lineage: Eukaryota; Fungi; Ascomycota; Sordariomycetes; Hypocreales; Hypocreaceae
Source: RefSeq, a predicted model, not a curated record